AUGGAGGGCGGUGGUGACCUGACGGGGGGGGUGGCGGAGGGCGACAGCUCCUUCUCCCACCCCUUCUCCCAUGUUCCUUUACUACUUUACCACACAAGAAACCUGGACAGGCUGGGUGGGAACCUUCUUCCGGGCCCGGGCGAGAGCGGCGACGGACCGAUGUCUGCCGACCUCGAGGGCGUCAGGAAGCCUGGGCCCGCUGGCUUCCCCCAGGAGGGGGUACCUGGCAGCGAGGUAGAACUGCGACAGCACAUCGACUACCUGGCAGGCACGAUCGCCCACUACCGGAACUGGAUGGAUCAGUUGUUGGCGCGUUACCAGCUGGUGAACCCCGAUGCCGCACGCCCGGCCAAACGCAUCUACAUCGGCAACCUGCCGGCGACCACGCACGAAGCCGAGCUCCGACACUUCAUAAACAACCUCAUCAGCCAAGUGAAGGGGUGUGCGGGGCCGGGCUACCCCAUCAUCUCCUGCAAGCUGUUCCCGAUGCACCCCGGCGCCUCCGAGGGCGGGCUCACAGGCCUGCACAUGGCCCAGAACAACGCCGACAGGACGUACGCCUUCCUGGAGCUGCGCAGCAUAGAGGAGGCCUCCAACCUCAUGGCCCUUGACGGGGUCAUCUUCCAUGCCAACCCCCUCAAGAUCCGCCGCCCAAACAACUACGACCCUGGGCUGGCCAUCAUGCUGGGACCCGUGGAUCCCAACCCGUGCAUGGACCUGCCGCGCAUGGGCAUCAUCCGCACCAUGGUGCAGGACACGCCGAACAAGAUCUUCAUCGGCGGGCUGCCCUGCGAGUGGUUUGAGGAACAGGUGGGCCUGGUGCUGGGAUGCUGGGGCAGCCGAAGAUGGUGCGCCUCAGAUGGGCUUGUGUAG
This is a messenger RNA of Auxenochlorella protothecoides, 873 nucleotides long. Its product is annotated as Splicing factor U2af large subunit A. The record is from RefSeq and is a predicted model, not a curated record. NCBI's taxonomy places the organism in Eukaryota, Viridiplantae, Chlorophyta, Trebouxiophyceae, Chlorellales, Chlorellaceae. The transcript is spliced from 6 exons. Gene Ontology annotation, molecular function: poly-pyrimidine tract binding; pre-mRNA 3'-splice site binding. The coding region runs from base 1 to 873 and encodes 290 amino acids. Gene Ontology annotation, cellular component: U2AF complex; commitment complex; U2-type prespliceosome.